AUGAGUGCGCUUCUUUCUGCAGACGAUUUGAACGACUUCAUCACGCCAAGUGUGGCGUGCAUUAAGCCGGUUAAAGGCAGCAAUGAAGGAAAUGAAGGCGAAAAAGGUCAAAAGCUUGAAAUCGAGAUAGAUACCCAGGGAAAGCCCGUGGAAGUGAACAAGGAGGGCGAAACAAGGCGUUUGCAGCGAGCCCAGAUAUCCCUAUCGGACUGUCUUGCAUGCUCGGGAUGUAUAACGUCUUCGGAAGAGGUGUUGAUGCAGCAGCAUUCACAUAAAGAGUUUAUGAAAGCGAUGGAAAAGUACAAAGGACAGAAAAUCUUCGUGGCAAGCAUUAGCCACCAGGCCAGAGCAUCGCUCUCAAAUGCAUUGCAUCUUUCUGUGGCUGAUGUGGACCGUGUGUUGAUCAAAUUGUUCGUUGAAAGACUUGGUUUUGCCAAAGUGGUGGGGACCGGACUUGGCCGGCGGAUAAGCCUCAAACAGAUGUGUCAGCAGGUGAUUGACGCAUCCCAGAAGGGGGAUAAAGACCACAAGAAACCGAUAUUGACGUCGAUAUGCCCUGGAUGGCUGAUGUAUGUGGAGAAAACACAUCCUUUCCUUCUUCCAUACUUGGACAACACCAAAUCUCCUCAACAGAUCACAGGUCUUCUUCUCAAGCGUACAACUGCAGCUGAGCUGCAUAUCAAGCCAAAGGAGGUGUACGGGUUGUCAGUAAUGCCGUGCUUUGACAAAAAACUAGAGGCUGCCCGUCAGGAAACAGAUGAGCAGGUGGAUGUGGACACUGUGAUCACACCCAAGGAGGUUUUGCAUCUAUUGGAAGAUCUGAAGAUUGACUUGGACCAGCUUAUUGCUAAGGCAUGUGCAGACUCCUCGUAUGCCGAUUUGGGGGCUCUGUAUGAGCGAUUUGCUCCCCAUAAUUGGCUGUAUCCGGUCGAAUCUUGGACAAACGAUGAGGGAUCGGCAUCUGGUGGCUAUGCGUACCACUAUUUGGCAACCUUAAUGCACAGACAGGCUGCUAGUGCGGAUUGCUUUGAAAUCAGAGAGCUGGAGGGUCGAAAUCCGGAUAUAUACGAGCUUCAAUUGGUCAACAAGGUCUCAGAACAGGUUGUGGCCAGAAGUGCCGUGGUAAACGGCUUUAGAAAUAUCCAGAAUAUGGUCAGAAAGAUUAAGCUGUCAUCCCAAAAGGGGCCACGGACUAGCGGAAGGGGUAGGGCCGUCUUAAGAAGAAGAAGAAUGCAAAAGGGACACGCAGAUCCAGAGCACGGGUCACGUGACCACGAGCAUGCGGGACAGCGAGUAAAUCUUCUAGAAUGCGAGCUGAUCGAGGUUAUGGCAUGCCCACAUGGAUGCAUUAAUGGCGGGGGACUGAUCAGUGGCCCUGAGGAUCAUCAUUCGGCGAAAAUAUGGGUGGAGCAAGUUUUGGAAAAGUACAGAAGCAUUCCAAAUGGCGACAUAGGCACUGAUGAGCUUGAGAAAUGGGUUCAGGACUGGCUCGAGAACUUUACUGUGUGCAGUAGCAGACUUCUGAAGGCGAGAUUUCAGCGUGUGGAAGCUCCAAAGGACAACGCUACUAUUGCUAUGACUUCUACAUGGUGA
This is a messenger RNA of Brettanomyces bruxellensis, 1593 nucleotides long. RefSeq lists its product as uncharacterized. Bases 1 to 1593 code for a protein of 530 amino acids. Gene Ontology annotation, cellular component: cytosolic [4Fe-4S] assembly targeting complex. Gene Ontology annotation, molecular function: 4 iron, 4 sulfur cluster binding. The record is from RefSeq and is a predicted model, not a curated record. Gene Ontology annotation, biological process: iron-sulfur cluster assembly. The transcript has a single exon. NCBI's taxonomy places the organism in Eukaryota, Fungi, Ascomycota, Pichiomycetes, Pichiales, Pichiaceae.